This is a messenger RNA of Eriocheir sinensis (Chinese mitten crab), 2909 nucleotides long. It is a transcript of the gene Octalpha2R, whose product is annotated as alpha-2C adrenergic receptor-like. Bases 851 to 2368 code for a protein of 505 amino acids. NCBI's taxonomy places the organism in Eukaryota, Metazoa, Arthropoda, Malacostraca, Decapoda, Varunidae. Gene Ontology annotation, cellular component: membrane. The record is from RefSeq and is a predicted model, not a curated record. Gene Ontology annotation, molecular function: adrenergic receptor activity. The transcript has 2 exons. Gene Ontology annotation, biological process: adenylate cyclase-activating adrenergic receptor signaling pathway.
CAAGUUAAUUGAAAGCCCCGAGUUACUUGUACUUGACUGCACUGCGUUGUGGCGGCGGAGAAGCGAGGCUCAGCGCCAUGACCCUGAUGCCCCCCACAGGGGAGGAACACACGGGAGUCUGACGUCCCUCUAAAUCGCGAGAGUCGCGCUGAGGGCUGGAGGCGUGGGUCGGGGAGGGGCGGCCAGGCGGCCAAGUCAGCGGCAGAGCGAGGAGCGCCGGGGAGGCCAUUAAGGAGGAAGUGGUGGAGAGACAGAGCUGCACAGCCCCACUUUAGGGCCGGGAGGGCGACCUGUGGCUCCCCGGCGGCGUGUGGGUGAGGAGGCCGCCAGUGAGCGGCGCGCGGUGCUGGGGAGGAGAAGGCCCAUCGCUCUGCCACUUCAGCGCCUCGCUCUCACCCUCGAGGCCGCGGGAAGCGUCUCCCGCGCGGGCGGUGACUUGCCUGGCCUGGACAGGAAGGGGCCCUCAUCGGCCCCUGGGACGGCCGCCUGUCGAGAUCAGUGUCCAGAGCUACGGGAAUUAGAGACUUUAAAGACACAGCGCGAUCCGGCGAUAAAUUUCCCCUGCCAGUGGCUUCCCGGCGCCCUUGUUCGGCCUGAGGUGACUUGGAUUGUUUGAGAGUGGAAAGUGUAAGGCGGCGUUAAGUUUAUCGUCACCGUAACUUCUCAAUAAGGCAGAACAAUUCCGUUGUAUAAUCGCUUUAGUGGAAAACGCAUGUUAUAAAUUAAUUACUGCUUCCUAUAAUCAGAUUUUGUGGCCAAAUGUGAGCAGCGCGCGAGCCACAGGUGUCAGCCCCGGCCCCGCCACGGUCUGGGUCAGCGCGGCGGGCGGGAGACCGUUCACGCGGCGGCGAUGGAUGACGAGAGUGACAAUAUGACGGUGGAGGCGGAGGCCGCUGACUUUCUGAAGCACGUGGGAAGCGGAAGGAGCCGUACGAGGGACCUGAAUGGCAGCGUGGUGCCUUGGAACGGUACGGUGUGGGUGUACCCGUGGGGGGAGUCACUAUUCCCCUCCCGCUACACCACAGUGGAGGUGGCGGCCAUCACCACUGUCAUCACGGCGGCCAUGAUGCUGGUGGUGGUGGGCAACAUGUUGGUCAUCGUCGCCAUCGUCACCGAAAAGUCUUUGAAGAGUAUCACCAACUGGUUCAUCGCCUCGCUAGCAGUGGCGGACCUGCUGUUGGGGCUGCUCAUCAUGCCCUUCAGUCUGGCCAACCUGCUGAUGGGCUACUGGGUGUUCGGCGACCUGUGGUGUGAGCUGCACGCCGCCAUCGACGUCCUCCUCUCCACCGCCUCCAUCAACAACAUUUGCCUUAUUUCCCUUGACCGCUACUGGAGCAUCACGCGCGCCGUCGACUACCUGAAGAAUAGGACGCCGCAGCGCGCGGUGGCCAUGAUCGUGUUCGUCUGGGUGUUCUCCGGCCUUGUCUCCAUCCCGCCUCUCCUCGGCUGGAAGCAAGUCCGCCCACCAGACUUGUUCCCGAAGUGCACGGUGUCGGACGAGCUGAGUUACGUCAUCUACUCGGCGCUGGGCAGCUUCUACAUCCCCAGCUGCAUCAUGAUCUUCGUCUACAUCCGCAUCUUCUACGCCGCCAAGGCUCGUGCCCGCCGCGGACUGGCCAGGAACAGGCCCAUUACGCGGCGCGGCGCUCCCACAGCAGCACUUUACGCCCACAUCGGCGCCGGGCACCGGGCAGGGAUGCUCACCAAGAAGGUGCUAGUCUACCACCUUAGGAUCCAAGAGGAAAUGGACGCAAGCUCCGACAACACGGCCUCGGCAGCUGGUGGAGGGCAGCAGACUAAUGACGGCGGCUCCUGUGACGAGGCGAGCAUGUGUGUGAGCCACGACGGUCAGGACACCACCAAGGCUGCAGACACACCUGACACGCAGAGUCUUGGCGCAAACACUUCCUUAGUGCUCCCUCACGGAGAGGCGGCCAUUAACACGUCGCCGGCCCCGCAAGGCGCAGCUCAGCCAGUCACGUCCCUUCCUCCGGUGGGGCCUCGGCAUCGCAGGGCGUGCCCACCGCCCACCAGGACACUCACCAAACCGCGGCGGGAACUGAUCGACGUGGGGCGAGUGUCCACCAAGAUUUUGGACCUGGAGAAGGCCAAGCGACGGCUGGCCCGCAAGAAAGAGAAGCGAGCCACACUGAUCCUGGGCCUCAUCAUGGGCUCCUUCAUCGCAUGCUGGCUGCCAUUCUUCCUGCUGUACCUGCUGGGGCCGCUCUGCCCCUCCUGCCACAUCCCAGAAUACGGUUUCCACAUCGCUUUCUGGCUCGGGUACAUGAACUCCGCAUGCAACCCUGUCAUCUACACCAUAUUCAACAAGGACUUCAGGCAAGCCUUCAGGAAAAUACUCUUCAAAUAGAGAACAACAGUGAGGCACGGCGCCGGCCGCUGCGACCCCGCGAAAUAAAUGUCCUUUGUACGGGCAGUUACCGGUGAUUGUAUGGCCGCUGUGUUUACCUCGAGGUUAGUUGCAAUGCAAUAAAAGAGAAAAAGAAAGGGAGAACCCCAGCCACCAAAUCUGUCAGUGGAAAAAGUCUACGGGAAAACUUUUUGUUCUCGUGCUGACGGUCCACGUACACUCCCAGGGGACACACUUGCCCCCUCCCCCCGGGUGCCAACAAACUGCCGCCAUUGUGUGGGGCGCACGGCCCAAUCGCCACUGUGUGGGGAGGCAGGCGCGGUCCAGUCAAUGGACAACACUUCUGAAAACUGUUUCCUUUAUCUCGUGACCGGUAAACGUAAUCAGUGGUAUCAUGUAGUUACCUUAUAUUUUGUUCGAUGUAAGUUUUUCUUAGUUGAAAACUUUCCAUUCCUAACUAAUGUAAAAUAAAUUAUUUAGACAAACGAAAGAAGGCUCUUAACUCUUGCACCCUUUAAAAACUUUUCAACGACGUUAUAUU